Molecule: messenger RNA, 2400 nt
Organism: Drosophila rhopaloa
Lineage: Eukaryota; Metazoa; Arthropoda; Insecta; Diptera; Drosophilidae
Product: forkhead box protein biniou
Exons: 4
Coding region: 171-2171 (666 amino acids)
Biological process (GO): animal organ morphogenesis; regulation of transcription by RNA polymerase II
Cellular component (GO): nucleus
Molecular function (GO): DNA-binding transcription factor activity, RNA polymerase II-specific; RNA polymerase II cis-regulatory region sequence-specific DNA binding
Source: RefSeq, a predicted model, not a curated record
AGCCAAGCGGUGCGGUCUUCCAGCGGUUUAAAUAAAGACUAGGACUCCGCCGGAAAAUACGCGCGUGUUUUACAAAUAUAUAUUUUGGCAGCCUUUCCAAGAUAUUGAAAAUAAAAAAACAACGAAUUUAAUAAUCUAGUGUUCUAAAAGAAAAAAAAACUAAAGUGAAAAUGAUCAAGAGUGAGGAGGUGUCGGAUCGCUCGGUUAUGACAAUGGAUCAGCUGGGCUACUACCAUGAUCCCCGUGCCCACCCGCCCUUUAGCCACGCCCAUUCCCACACCCACACGCACACACACACCCACCCCCACAGUCACCCCCAUACUGGGCAUUUAUACCGCUCGGGGAAUCUGCUACCUGGUGGCAAUUACCAGACAAUGGGUGGCGGAGAAUCACCCACGGAGAUGGUCGACGAGAAGCCGAAUAUCGGGUAUAUGGAACUCAAGCACUAUAUGGAAGUAACGCCCACUGCCACGCCCGUUUCGGCCGCCCAGCAUUACAAUCUGAGUGCUCUGCACAGCAUGGGCACUCCGCCGGCCUCCUCGAGUCCGAUACCACCAUACGGGGUUCUGAUGACGGCCCAGGCCCAUUCGGCGGGAUCCGCCUCCCCGCAGUCCAAUUCGAAGACGCCCACGGAUCUGCCGCAGGAUCUGCAGUACGUGAGCUCCACACCUAAGUCGCAGCCGUUGCAAGUUCAGUUGCAACCGAUGAACCAUCAGUACACCUCCACGAUAAAGUACUGCUCGAACAACACCAUACUCAGUGCGAAUGACUACCAACUACUGACCAGUCACGAGGUGGAGCAACAGCCUCCACAGCAGGUGCAGUCCCAGCAGCUCCAGCACUCGCCAGUUGGUGGUGCCUACCUGCCGCGGAUCUCCACCUCACCGAGUCACGUCAUCAACAAUGCCCACGGGAUGCCUGUCCUAAACUACUCCAGUUCGAGUUCAUCGCCUGCCAAGUCGCUGAAUGAAUCCGACUCUUCGCCUCCUAGUCAGAAUCCUCCGGGGAUUAAGGGUUCGGCAGGCGGAGAAGGAGGAGGAGGCGGAGGUGGUGGUUCCAGUAACCCAGACACCACCAAGAAGUCGGGAACCCGCCGGCCAGAGAAACCAGCCCUCAGCUAUAUCAAUAUGAUUGGACAUGCGAUCAAGGAAUCCCCAACUGGAAAACUAACGCUUUCCGAGAUCUACGCUUAUUUGCAGAAGAGCUAUGAAUUCUUCCGAGGUCCGUAUGUGGGCUGGAAGAACUCAGUGCGCCACAAUCUUAGCCUGAACGAAUGCUUCAAGAAGCUGCCGAAAGGCAUGGGCGUGGGCAAGCCGGGAAAGGGUAACUACUGGACCAUCGACGAGAACUCGGCGCAUCUCUUCGAGGAUGAGGGCAGCUUGAGGCGACGACCAAGGGGCUAUCGGUCCAAGAUCAAGGUCAAACCCUAUGCCGGUCAUGCCAAUGGAUACUACACUGGUAGUUAUGGCGAUGCGGGAAUGGACAAUGCCAACUUCUACGCCUCGCCCGCCUUCGCCAGCUAUGAUUACACAUCAGCCGGAGCCAAUGGCGUUUCACCGGCUGGCGGUCAAGGAUUCGGGGAUCCUUGGAACGCCCACGCCGCCCACAGCGGCCCCUCCUCGGUGGGCAUGGGCGUGGGUCCCCUGCCCCAGUACUCGAACAUAUCCUGCCUGGCGGCGGGCGGCAAUCCCAACGGGUCCGCCUGCACACCCCCGCUGGCCCACUCCGCCCUGGGAAUGGCCCCUUCGGCGGCGGGCUCCUCCAGUUCUCCGCUGGGAUCCGCGGCGGCGCUUCAAAGCGAUUAUGCGCCAGCCGCGAGUCUCGUGGCCGCGGGCUAUUCCUAUGCAACAAGUGCCGGCAGCCUGGACAACGGUCUGCGCUCCAUUUCGCUGCAGCAGCUCCCCGGACUAUCCAGUAUUCAGCAGGCACAGGCCCAGGCGCAGGCCCAGGCCCACCUCCACCACCAUCAGCACCACCAGAGCCAUGGGUCAAUCCACCAGAACCACGCAUCCAUGACCCCGCCGCCAUCGCAGUCCGGUGGCAACCAUGUGAUCGACCAUUCGCCCAUUGAUCGCAAACCGGUUUACCUGCCGCCCAUCACCCCGCCCCCCACUUCGGUGGCUCUGAAUGGCGGCGGUGGAUAUUACGAGGCCCUCAAGUACUCCAAUUAGCCAUCCCAACUGGGCCGGAAUUCAUCAUUAUUACCUCAAAGGAUACAAUAAUCACGUUUAAUUAGGCUCUAGGUAGUGGCAGACAAAAGAUAGUUAAAUAGUGCUUAGAAGAGAAACUACACGUAAAUAAAUAUUUUGUACGCAUAGCAAUAAAAUCAAACUAUUUAUAAACAAGACAUGCAUCGCAGAGAAAUUUCACCUAAACUAAUAUACAUUUUUAAAUCAGCUG